UGGGUCAGAGGACAUCCUGGGACAGCUGGACAUCCUGGGUCAGCUGGACAUCCUGGGACAGCUGGACAUCCUGGGACAGCUGGACAUGGGACACAGCAGGAAAUUCCCCGCCCUUCUGACAUACAGCGACUCAUGUGACUACAGAGUGGUCAUCCUGAUGCGGGAGAGAACUCAGGGCAACAGCGUCACGCAGCUUCACAAGAAGCUGCAAGAGGAGCACAGCGCAGCGUGGACCCGCCGCACGCUGGACUACUUUGCUGCCUGUGAGCCCUUCACUGACUCCUGUCUGGUCGAGCCGCCAGUGUUCUCUGCCCCCCCGCCCCUCCCGGCCCUCCCUAAACCCAAGUGGCUUCUGGCUGUGUACGCCAGGGACGUCCUGUCACGGCUGCCUGAGGUAAAGGCCAGAAUAACCUCUGUGUUUGGCUCCGUGCUCAAGAUGGACUCCACCAAAAAGGUUACCAAGAAAGUGGCCGGUGCAGCUGCCAACACAGCUGGGUGGUGCACCAAUGUGGGCAACGAGCACGGCCAGGUUCUGGUGUGGGUCCUGACAGCAGCAGAGGGCCAUGGACUGUGGCCCAUGGCGGCUGGUCUUAUGAGGCGCUACAGGGAGGCAGGAGUGGCACCUCCUGUCAUAAUGUAUGUGGAGCGGGACUGCUGCAGCCCCCACGGACAGUCACAGGUCAGGGCCAUGUUCGCUGAGUGGAGGGAGCUUCAGGUGCGCCUGGACAUCUGGCACUUCAUGCGGCGUUUUGCAGCAGGAGUCACCACUGAGGCUCAUCAGCUGUAUGGAAUAUUCAUGGCUCGACUGUCCAGGUGCAUCUCUGAGCUGGAUCCGGCAGAUGUUGCUGCUCUUAGGCUGGCCAAGCAGGGGCAGCUUCUGGCCCAGGGAGUUGGUCCAGUCUCUGAGAAGGCCCUGGACCAGAUGAUCACCAGGAGGGAGUUGGCUCUUCACUGCUGCAAGAGGACCAGGGGAGCAGAGGAGACAGCCAGGAGGAUCAAGGCCCUGGUCGAUGAGAUGGACAGUGAGAAGGGGAGGGACACUCUGGGAGGACCACUGGUGGACCACGAGUGCAUUCAGCAGGUCUGGAAGGAGCAGCAGAGACACAUCACCUGUAUUCAGGACCCAGAGGGCUUCUCUCUGUACCUGAAGACAGGCACACUGAAGAAGGGUGGUGUGGACCUCUGCUGCUACCGCUGUGCUCGUGGCUCCACCUCCUUGGAGUCCUUCCACCUCCAUCUAAAUCGCUUCAUCCCAGGGACCAGUGCCAGCGACGCCCACUUCCAGGCCGACCUCCUGGAGGGUCUGAUGCUGGAACCAGGACCGCAUGGAGGAAGCUGUGAGCUGAGGAUCUACAGCAGCGCUGAGAGGGAGGCCAUGGACCGACUCAGCUUGGACGAGCGCUACCAGCCUCCUGGGUCACAUACAGGGGAGCUUCUUGGGAUGGAGUACCUUUACAGUCAGUCUGGUCGUUCGCUGACUGUAAUGGACAACCCAGAGGAAGAGGAUCGGCUGGUGGAGCUGAUGGAUGAUGAGGCGGUGCGCGAUGAAGGCUUUGUGGAGGAGGAACCCGAGAACCUGACCGUGCCCGUCCUCUUUGCUCCAGAACACAGCAGCGUCCAGCAGGCCUCCAGCCCCUCUUCCUCUGCACCGUCCACAUCCAGCCGAGGAGAUCUACGUCAGCGCCUCAACCAGAGUCCUCUGCCUCCUCCUCUGCCUCCUCCUCUGCCUCCUCCCCUGCCUCCUCCUCUGCCUCCUCCUCUGCCUCCUCCUCUGCCUCCUCCUCUGCCUCCUCCUCUGCCUCCUCCUCUGCCUCCUCCCCUGCAGCGCCCUGUCCAGCCAACUGGAGCCUCUGGUCCUGCAGCAUCAGCUGGGUCCAGCGUUGCAGACCAGGCCCCUGCUGCAGUCCUCGGACCUGACGGCAUCCCAGGCUGGGAUAAGGUCCAGGACUUGGCCGAGUACCUGGUGACCCUGCGUCAGGCUCUCUACCUGGACGAGCAGCAGGUCAGAGGUCAUCUGCCUGUGACCUCUGACCUGGACAAGAGGAGGAUCAAUUACCAACCCAGGCACCAAGCCAAGCUGGCACACGGCCGCUUUAAGGCCCCCAAGAAUACGGGCGUCACCCCGGGUGUGGACAGUGUCAAGAGGAGCCUGAUUGGUCCUCCAGGGGGACCGGCUCAGUGGCCCAGCACCAGUCGUCUAGUUGAGGCUCUGUGCAUUAAAUUGUGUUCAUUGCACAAGUCCCCAACAAAAAAGGAUGGAGUGCGGCUUCCUCGGUGGACCAAAGUUCUCACCGACUACCACCACAUCUGAGACCUGGUGCUGGACUGCCCCCCCCUGAUGGAGGCCACCUCUCUGCAGCUUUUUGUCCUCAAUCAGAGGACUCUGACACAGUGGUUUAAUCGAAGGGAGAGCACGCAGGAGAUUAGUAUCCUCACCCAGGGCCUUGCUGCAGAGGACCACAUCGUUGUGGCCAGCUCACAGCUGCCUCCUCCGCGGGAGAAGCUGGACGAAGCGCCGUCCCCCUCAGGACUCCAGCAUGAGUUUGCCCUCCCGCCAAACAGAGCAGGUAAGGCUCCUAAGCUGCGGCCAGGCAGACGACCUGCUAGUGCCACCGUCCUGCAGCCCGUCACCCCAGCAGUUCCUCUUCCUAUCCCAGCUCAGCUUCUUUUAUUGAACCCUGGGUCGACAGUGAUGGCAGCAGGUCAUCACAGGGCUGCUCCUCCCCUGGCUCCUUAUUUAACACCUGCCACACAGGUGGCUCCUGCACCCACUGCUCCUGCGUCUGUGUCCCGCUUCACUGAGAGGAACAGGCGACGCAGGGCAGAAGAGGAGGCCACCGGGAGCCAGAAACGAAAGUAUGUGCGAGAAGUGGCUUUUAACAAGUGCAGCAAAUGUGGGCAGCCAAAAACAAAAGAGUUUGGCCACAGCCGAUUUGGCAGCGCCACUUUCUGCCCCAGUGCUUCAGGGGCAAAUCCUUGGAGCAGUGGCUGGUAGAACAGCGGCAGCUGAAGAAACCAGGAAACCCACCCUAAUAAUGAU
Fundulus heteroclitus (mummichog) is the source of this 3040-nucleotide messenger RNA. RefSeq lists its product as uncharacterized. NCBI's taxonomy places the organism in Eukaryota, Metazoa, Chordata, Actinopteri, Cyprinodontiformes, Fundulidae. The transcript has 8 exons. The record is from RefSeq and is a predicted model, not a curated record. Bases 86 to 2311 code for a protein of 741 amino acids.